UUUAAAUGAUAAGCUUAGAGAUUAAAUGUAACAUGACUUUUUAGGAAUAUGUCUAUUAGGUCCAUUUUAAAAAAAAAAUCACAUAUGAACCAAGGUUAUGACUUCUGUUUUAAUAUAUAAGAUUAUGAUCAUGUAGACAAUCAAAACACCAAUGUUGUCAAGAAGAAGAUCUGUUUUGAGGCAAAACCCUUCCAGGGUUGCCAAAAGAGUUACCCAUUAGACCACCAUAAGAACGACUUUUCCUUAUCUUAGUACACUUAAAGCAAGACAUCAAUUGAUGCAUCGGUCAAAAAAGCCAUGAAAACCGUGCCGCUAAAUGAAGCUCCAUUGAACUCAUUGUAAGCAACUUUGUCUCCUUGAAAUUUAGGCACUAAUGGAGAUGGUCUAAAAGAGCAGCAACUUCGUCAGACAAGGAAUAACUCCUCAUUGAUUUGUAGGAAAAAAGUUGCCAUCAUACAAAUCAAUUUAUAUAUAUAUAUAUAUCCUAUUUAUCCAAUUAUCUCAAAAAAGAAGCUAGCAAACAAAAGCAAUAACAUUAAUACGCAAAUUUAAAUACUACGUUGACAUCAGCAGUUAACAUUAUGAGUUACUUUUUGUGGGUUUAAUAAUAUGAGUUACUUUUUGCAUCCACAGACUCAAACUUUAAUACGCAAACGACUCAAAGAAAUUUUCUAUAUAAACGAGUUAUAUACUACGGUAUUCAAGAACAUCAACCGCAAGAGAAAAAAAACAGUUCUUUAGAAGUCUUAUUACGACAAUGUCUUUUCUUGGUCAUUUACAAGUUCUUGUUUUUCUUUAUGCUCUGCUUCUUUUCUCAGCAGAAUCUCGCAAAACCCAACUAUUUGAUACAGAAUCUAGCGCUGAUGAUGGUGCUGAACACGAAAACUACGGGGAUAAGGUCGAUGCGCGAGAUAUCCCUCUGUUAUAUCUCGAGACGAAGAUUCAAAACGCUCCUGUGGGGUCACCUCAAAGACAAGAAGCUCAGAAGAAUCUGCUUGAGGAAAUAAAUCACAGGAAAAAAAUCGAUCAGAACAUUAUAGAGAUUCUUAGACUUUCACUCAAAAAAACCGAUGUCUUAGAUCUCUUAACUUCCACAAGAACAACAGGACAACCUGUUGUAGAUGAUUGGGACUGCUACAAGACUCUGGUUAAAAGUUUCAAGAAUCAAUGUGGAGCAAAGAUGGAAUACGAUAUGAAGUAUGCAGGAGGACUUGCCAAUAUCUGCAAUAUGGGAGUGGAUGUGAAGAAAAGUGUUGCAGCUAUUGAAGAAGCUUGUGCCCAUUAAAUUAUAUGCAAAAAAUAAUAUUGUGAUCGCCUUAUAAAUAUGAAAGUUAUUGCAUAACAUUUGAUUGUGUGGAGAUGGUUGAUGCCUAUUUUACUUGAUAACGCGAAAGUCUUGGUCUUAAA
Messenger RNA from Brassica rapa (field mustard), 1407 nucleotides. Its product is annotated as vacuolar-processing enzyme delta-isozyme-like. The record is from RefSeq and is a predicted model, not a curated record. Gene Ontology annotation, molecular function: cysteine-type endopeptidase activity. Gene Ontology annotation, biological process: vacuolar protein processing. NCBI's taxonomy places the organism in Eukaryota, Viridiplantae, Streptophyta, Magnoliopsida, Brassicales, Brassicaceae.